UCUGUUACACAAGUGACAAGAAACGUUCCUCCAGGGCUAGAUGAGUACAAUCCUUUCUCUGAUUCAAGAACACCUCCUCCAGGAAAUGUGAAAAUGCCUAAUGUACCCAGUACUCAGCCAGCAAUAAUGAAACCAACAGAAGAACCACCUGCUUACACACAAAUUGCAAAGGAGCAUGCCUUGGCCCAGGCAGAACUGCUAAAGCGUCAAGAAGAACUGGAAAGAAAAGCAGCUGAACUAGAUCGCAGAGAAAGGGAAAUGCAGAGUCUCAAUCAGCAGGGGGGUAGAAAAAAUAACUGGCCACCUCUUCCUGAGAAUUUUCCAGUAGGUCCUUGUUUCUACCAGGACUUUUCUGUAGACAUUCCUGUAGAAUUCCAGAAGACAGUAAAGAUUAUGUACUAUUUGUGGAUGUUCCAUACAGUGACACUAUUUCUUAAUAUCUUUGGAUGUUUGGCCUGGUUUUACGUUGAUGCUACACGAGGGGUUGAUUUUGGAUUGAGUAUUCUCUGGUUCUUGCUUUUUACCCCUUGUUCUUUUGUCUGCUGGUACAGACCACUUUAUGGAGCUUUCAGGAAUGACAGUUCAUUCAGGUUCUUUGUGUUCUUCUUUGUAUAUAUCUGUCAGUUUGCUGUACAUGUACUUCAAGCUGCAGGAUUUCAAAGAUGGGGAAACUGUGGAUGGAUUUCAUCUCUUACUGGUCUUAAUAAGAGUAUUCCUGUUGGCAUUAUGAUGAUCAUCAUAGCUGCACUUUUCACAGCAUCUGCUGUUAUCUCAUUAGUUAUGUUUAAAAAGGUGCACGGUCUCUACCGCACGACUGGUGCCAGCUUUGAGAAAGCGCAGCAGGAGUUUGCAACUGGAGUGAUGUCCAACAAGACUGUACAAACUGCUGCAGCCAAU
Cariama cristata (Red-legged seriema) is the source of this 897-nucleotide messenger RNA. RefSeq names its product secretory carrier membrane protein 1 (gene SCAMP1). The record is from RefSeq and is a predicted model, not a curated record. Gene Ontology annotation, cellular component: recycling endosome membrane; trans-Golgi network membrane. The transcript has 8 exons. NCBI's taxonomy places the organism in Eukaryota, Metazoa, Chordata, Aves, Cariamiformes, Cariamidae. The annotation marks the transcript as partial. Gene Ontology annotation, biological process: protein transport.